Messenger RNA from Sphaeroforma arctica JP610, 187 nucleotides. RefSeq lists its product as hypothetical. The transcript has a single exon. The record is from RefSeq and is a predicted model, not a curated record. NCBI's taxonomy places the organism in Eukaryota, Ichthyosporea, Ichthyophonida. The annotation marks the transcript as partial.
AUGUCAGGGCUUUUGGAUCAUGUUACACCCGUCCGCGGGCGAUAUGCCACCCCAGAAGAAUUAGUACUGUUUCACACGAAGGAAUAUUUGGCGCGCAUUGAGACGAUGAGCAAUUCCGAUUUCGGCGGGGAAGGGGGCGAGUGCUGUCCUGUUGGCAGGGGAUCGUUUGAAGUCGCUAGAUACGCAG